Molecule: messenger RNA, 2466 nt
Organism: Manihot esculenta (cassava)
Lineage: Eukaryota; Viridiplantae; Streptophyta; Magnoliopsida; Malpighiales; Euphorbiaceae
Product: protein FRIGIDA
Exons: 3
Coding region: 168-2129 (653 amino acids)
Source: RefSeq, a predicted model, not a curated record
AUCUAGAUUCUAGACAAAAUUUUCCCGUGUAUAUAUAUAUGCACGCCCACGCGUCGUACCAGAGCAUCACCCGCCGUACCGGCGAAAAUAAUCAGGUCUUUUGCGCUUCUAUAAAAGUUGUAUCCGAAUCAUAAAAUAUAAAAAAAUUAGGGCCCUAAUUCUAUCCCAUGGCGAGAACUCCUUUGGCAAUGUCCGCCAUCUUCAAUUCCACCGCCCACGCACCUUCCCUCGUCCACGUUAAACUGGAACAGCAAUCCACUUUAACACCGCCGCAAGACCAGUCGGCGCCACCACAACCUCAGGUCAAACGCGAUCCAGAAGAGCCCCUGAUUGUUUCUCUUCAGGCACUUGGCGAAAACCAAUCCAAAGAGGAUGAACAAAAGGGAGAAAAUUUGUCUAAAUCGAUUGACGAACUCUGCAAUCUCUCCGCUGCCGUUAACGAAUUUUAUAGUAGAUACCAGGAAUUACAAAACCACCUUGAUUUCAUCCAGAGCGCCAUCGAUGCCCACUCCAAAAAUCAGCAACAGCCGGAAGUAAUUCGCUUGGAGACCAUGCACCCUCCCUUGCUAACACCAAUUUUCACGGAGAAACAAACAACAGAAACAGCCACAACAAGUUCUGCACCAGCCAAGUCGGAGCUUUUACUUCUCUGCGAGAUGAUGUGUGGCAAAGACCUCCGUAGAUAUAUUACCUCGCAUCUAACCAAUAUCCGGAAGCUUCGAGCUGAAGUUCCUUCCGCUAUUAAAUGCGCGCCGAAUCCGGCCAAGCUAGUGCUGGAUUGUAUCGGGCGUUUUUAUCUGCAGGGAAGCAAGGCAUACACCAAGAAUUCUCCCAUGAUUCCUGGGAGAAAAGCUAGCAUUUUAGCUUUGGAAUUCUUUUUGCUAAUAAUUGACAGUGGCAUUGAGUUUGACUCCGCCUUGAAGCAGGAGGCGGAGCAGGCUGCGCUGGCUUGGAGAAAGAGGCUUAUAGCUGAAGGUGGCCUGGCGAAAGCCAGCGACAUUGAUGCAAGGGGUUUGCUUCUGUUCGUUGGUUGUUAUGGGAUCCCAAAGGCCUUUACGAAUGAGGAUGUUUGGGAUUUGGUUCGCUUGAGUAAUUCAAAGCAGAUUGCGGAUGCCCUUCGAAGAUCUCAACUUCUUGUUGCCAGGGUCUCAGAUAUUCUAGAGAGAAUGAUGAACAAUGGAAUGAAAAUUGAAGCUGUUGAUGUAGCUUAUAGUUUUGGUAUUGAGGAUAAGUUUCCACCUCAGAAACUUCUAAAUUCAUUCCUUCGAGAUACUAACGAAGCAUCAAAGAGGAGAAAGAGGGAAGCAAAUAAUUCACCCAUCUUACUGAAGGAAGCAAAUGAGAAGCAAUUGGCUGCCUUAAAAUCUGUGAUAAAGCUACUUGAAGACCGCAAGCUUGAUCCAGUAAAGCUUCUUCCUGGAUGGCAACUUAGGGAAAUGAGGGACAAGUUAGAGAAAGAAAUUGCUGACCUCAAUAAAAAGAUGGAAGAUAAGGUGACACCAAAAAGAAAAGCAGAUGGGAAUGAGUUCUCAAAUCACUUGAAGAGUCAAGAAACGAAGCGUUCCCGAUUUGCAGGUUCACCUCUGAUAUCCUCUCCAGGCAUUGGGUUGCAUGAACAAAGGGCUGCUACUCAUGUGGAUGGCAGUGGCUUAUACAACGCUUCCCUAAGAAUGAACUUGUUGGAUGGUGGAUAUUCUGGUCAUGUCAAUAAUCCUUCUGUAGCUGGAUCUUUGUUGUAUGGAUCUGGUGUGGGGUCUUUGUCUGAACAUGUCCUUGGCACAUUGGCAGGAGGUGGGACUAUAAUGCAUGGGACUGGAGUGGGUCUCUCAACUGCAUACAGUAUUCCAUCCAACAGUUCAUUUGCUGGAGUUCACAGGGAGAUGCUUGUUGAUAGGAGUGGGCAAAUAAUGGGUAGCAGUGGUCCAGCAUAUGGAUGGCAUGGUGUUGGGGAUGCUGCCCUUAUUGAUAGGUCUCGGGUGCAAAGCUUUGUUCAUCAGCCUGCGUCGGGAUUGUUUGGGCCAUCACCAUCAAUAGAGGGUUUUGUAGGUCUAACAAAUUCUCCACCUACUGGUGCUGCUAAGAGGAGCUCAACCUCUGAUCUAUAUCGGUUUGCUGAUGCUGUUAUGUGAGUACGGCAGUGGUACCCGGCAAGGCCAGCCCAAUACAACCACCCUGUUGAUUGCGAUGCUGAUUCCCAUUGCAUGCUGCUGAUCUGUAAAGUAAAUAUAGUAUUUAUUUUCUGGGCUUGGGAAAAUGGUAGAAGCGUAUAUUCAUUUUCUUUGUGCAAGGUACUGCUCUGCAUGUUAAACUUGUGUACCAAUGCAUUGGGUUUGUGGUAAGCACAUAUUUUACCUAGUGGGGUGAAAAUGCACUGGUAAGAUCACUGUUCUAUUUUCCAAGCCUUUGGCCAAUGAGUAUUCUAAUGUUAUGCAAGUAAUGAUGCAAGGUGCUGAGAAGUUGCAAAAC